AUGCAUUUGGAUAAGAAGUUCGAAUUGGAGGAGGUUGAUGGUGUUGUUGGUGGUGGUGGUGUUGAGGAGGAGGAGGAGCUGGUGGUGGUGGUUGAUGAGAAGGAGGAGGACCAGGAGGAGCUUGAUAAGUCACCGAUUCAACGAACUCUUCGCGUACUUGCUGAAUUCACCACUUCCCGUGCUGACAUACGUGUUAUUGCCCUUCAUUCUUCCUACCUCCUACCCCGUUUCCCUUACGUCUUUCAUUGUUCCUCCAGGCCUCUAGCUUCUGAUCCUGUCCCACCUCCGUUGCCCAUGGAGGUUCCUCGUGAUGAAGUAGAAGCACAGGACUAUCGAACGUUUUCUUCUACGACACUCGGUCUAGAAAGUAGGCGAAACGAGACGUGCUUCAUGAAUGCGCAGCUUUUCGCGUUGCUGCAGGUGGAGAAGGACGGUGCAAAGUCCCGAAUGGGAACGGAAAGGCCUAUCAUCCUUGACCCUGUGGUUCUAGUGUUUCGUGCCACCGUGUGGGCGAACACACACAGGCUAGGCUCCGAGAGUGUCAAGACAAGGAGCGAUGCUGUCGAUGUAUAG
Dacryopinax primogenitus is the source of this 573-nucleotide messenger RNA. RefSeq lists its product as uncharacterized. The record is from RefSeq and is a predicted model, not a curated record. Lineage: Eukaryota; Fungi; Basidiomycota; Dacrymycetes; Dacrymycetales; Dacrymycetaceae. The transcript has 2 exons. Bases 1 to 573 code for a protein of 190 amino acids.